Elgaria multicarinata webbii is the source of this 1545-nucleotide messenger RNA. Its product is annotated as prosaposin-like. The coding region runs from base 26 to 1387 and encodes 453 amino acids. Gene Ontology annotation, biological process: sphingolipid metabolic process; killing of cells of another organism; antimicrobial humoral immune response mediated by antimicrobial peptide. Lineage: Eukaryota; Metazoa; Chordata; Lepidosauria; Squamata; Anguidae. Gene Ontology annotation, cellular component: cytolytic granule. The transcript has 11 exons. The record is from RefSeq and is a predicted model, not a curated record.
UUACCCAUUAAACAGUAGAGCUGCAAUGGCCUGGCUGCUCAUCUUGUACCUGAAAAUCGCUGCGGGCACAGUCUUGGCAGAGUCAGAUCUGGGUCCUCCAGAGACCUGCUUGCAAGGUCCAGAGUUCUGGUGCAGGGACGUGGCCACAGCUGCUGAAUGUAACAAAGAGGAAUAUUGCUGGAUCCAUGAGUGGAACUCUCUGGUGUUUGAGGCAUUUGUGGAGGAGGUCGAACGUCCUGGCCCAAAGCAAAAAUGUCUGAAGUGCAUCAAGAUUAUGCAGACACUCAAGGACCAGGCUGGGGAUGAAACAGACGAAGACAAAAUUGACGACGCGAUAAAAGCUACGUGCAAGGCAGUGGACAAGCGCCUGAGGAAGGACUGCAAAAAAUUGAUGAAAAAAUUCCACGAUCAAAUCGUGGACGCGUUGCAGAAUGGCAAGACAGCUCAGGAGAUCUGUGUCGAUAUCAAGAGGUGCAAGAGUGAUUUAAGCACCCCCCCAGCCUUGGCUAGAUCUGAUCUGGGUCCUCCUGAGGCAUGCUGGCAAGGCCCAGAGUUCUGGUGCAAGGAUGUGGCUACAGCUGCUGCAUGUAACCAAGAGGAGUAUUGCUGGACCGAUGAGUGGAGCUCUUCUUUGGAUGGAGUCAUGGAGGAGGUCGAGACUCUUGCCCCACAGUUCAAAUGCACCAUAUGCAAAAAGAUUGUCCAGAAAAUUAGGGACCUGGCUGGAGAUGAUCCAGAUGAUGACAAAAUUGACCAGGCAAUAAGUACUACAUGUAAAGUCGUGGGCAGAUUUCUGAGAGGGCCUUGCAAAAACUUUUUGAGAAAGUACAAGAAACAGCUCGUGGAGGAUCUGCAGGAUAACAUGGAGACUCAGCAGAUCUGUGUCAAUCUCAAAAUAUGCAAGGGAGACUUAAAGGCAACACCAGCCUUGGCUAGAUCUGAUCUGGGUCCUCCUGAGGCAUGCUGGCAAGGCCCAGAGUUCUGGUGCAAAGAUGUGGCUACAGCUGCUGCAUGUAACCAAGAAGAAUAUUGCUGGACCAAUGAGUGGAGCACUUCUGAGCAGGAGAAACUCAUGGAAGAGGUUGGCGCUCUUGCCCCACUGUUCAAAUGCACCAUAUGCAAAAAGAUUGUCCAGAAAAUUAGGGACCUGGCUGGAGAUGAUCCAGAUGAUGAAAAAAUUGACCAGGCAAUAAGUACUAUGUGUAAAGUCGUGGGCAGGUUACUGAGAGGGCCUUGUAAAAACUUUCUGAGAAUGUACAAGAAACAGCUCGUGGAGGAUCUGCAGAAUAACAUGGAGACUCAGCAGAUUUGUGUCAAUCUCAAAAUAUGCAAGGGAGACUUAAAGGCAACACCAGGUCUGGCUUAUUAUUACACCGCAACAGAGUGAUCCUGGACCCCAGCACAGGUUCCUUUAGAUGCAUGUUGUCUGUUCUGCUGCAAACCUUAAACCAUUUCCUUUUCUGGGCUACCUCUUUCUCUUUUUUCUUUAAAAAACAAAACAAAACAAACUUGUAUUAGAAUGAAUAAAGCGCUAUGCUCAGCCUG